CUCUGAUCUAUUUUUCUAGCCCUAAUAAUGAUGAUGGUGUUAGCACCCUAAUUGAAUUUGUUAGUGGUCCAAAUAGAUGGCCACAUUCAAGAAAAGUAGGCAAAGCAAACGCAACCACCUCCCUUUCGAGUUCGAACAACAGCCUUUAUUAAUCACCCUCUUGAGUAAUGCGUCGCCACCUAAGAUUCCCAACGUGUCACCUCCAAACAUUUCUUGGUUACACGUAAACUUCUAUAAAUAACCCUCUUCCCCGCCAACUGUUGGAUCAUCAAGCAAAAACCAGCAACUUCAUUUCAUCCCAUUGCUCUCUGGCUGUGUGUGUGUUGUUAUUAUUCGUUCCAAAAGGAGGUAUUGCUCUUCGUCCUUUCCAUUACUUGUUCGGUUAUAUGCUCUUUAAGUUUUGGUUGUUUCUUCUCUUCUAAGAACUAUGAACAAGUUCAUCCUACUCACCGUUGAUGCUUUUUCCGUUGCUUUCAUGCAUUGAACCUGUAGUUGGUUGAAAGUUUCAAUGAGUUUAUCUGGAGAUGGACGCGAGCAGGAUGGCAACCAAAGAACCCAAAUAUGAAUGUCUGCUCUUUGACCUGGAUGAUACUCUGUACCCAUUAAGCUCAGGUAUCAACUUGGCCUGCCGGAAAAACAUACAAGAUUUCAUGUUGCAUCAGCUGCAAAUUGAUGAAACUGAUGUCCCAAGAAUGUGUCUGGAACUCUAUAAAGAACAUGGGACAACAAUGGCCGGUCUCAAGGCAAGCAAUCAAACAAUAUCAAUUCUGACCCCAUUUUUCACGUUGUUCGGGAUUUCACUAUAUCAGGUUCUGGGAUAUGAAUUUGACAAUGAUGAGUUCCAUGCUUGUGUUCAUGGAACAUUGCCUUACCACAAACUGAAGCCUGAUCCUGUGUUGAGGAACCUCCUGCUUUCCAUGCCCCAGAGGAAAAUUAUCUUCACUAAUUCUGAUGAGGCACACACUGCUGAGGCUCUCAAGAGGUUGGGACUGGAAGACUGCUUUGAUGGCGUCAUUUGCUUUGAAACCCUUAACCCUUCUCCUCUUCUCGCUGCUACUGCUGAAGCUAAACCUCCCAGCUCCACUACACGAAUCCUCUGCAAGCCGUCUGUGGAAGCCAUCAAAGCUGCUAUCAGAAUUGCAGAUGUUGAUCCACAGAAAACAAUUUUCUUUGAUGACAGUACGAGAAAUAUAGCAAGUGGGAAAUUAGCUGGACUUCAUACAGUUAUUGUGGGAAGCUCAGUGCUGGUGCAAGGAGCAGAUUAUGCAUUGAGUAGUAUCCACAACAUCAGAGAAGCUAUACCUGAAAUCUGGGCAGAUGAAACACAACAGCAAGAGCAAGUCAUCCAGUCCACUUCGGUCGAGACCCUGGUCCUGGCUUAGAAUUCCCUGCUGCCAUUCUUCAAACCAAACACAGAUGCAAAUCCUGCUGCUGUUAUUUUAAGAUAGUGACUAAUAGAAUAAAAAAUGGAUGCCAAAGUCACCUUUAUAAUUAUUAUGUAACUCUCCGAAUCUUUUAAU
Linum tenue is the source of this 1520-nucleotide messenger RNA. Lineage: Eukaryota; Viridiplantae; Streptophyta; Magnoliopsida; Malpighiales; Linaceae. The record is from the annotation of a GenBank genome assembly.